GUGUCGGGCAUUGCUGCAGUGUCGGCAGGGGCGUUGUUUAGGGUCUUUGAGACGAAGCGGACAAACAGAAACAAGGCCUCGGCGGGGCGGGCGCGUCAGGGAGUGUUACGAGCGGGGCCCUCAGUAACCGUUUUGCUUCGGAGUGACGCUUCUUCCGUUUAGCUGAGGGGCCCGCGACGAAGGGGAGACUCGAAGCCCUUCAAGCGCCCCCCCUUUUUUUUACCUCAGUUGUCUUCGCUUUCACGGAAAGGGUGCAACCACGCAACGCCCUCCUUCCUCCCGGUUUCGUAGGCCUCGCUAAGGAGUGCAGGGAGGUGGGAGGCCCGCUGUGGGGGGUCCCGCCACUCCUCGGUUUCUCGCGAGGAACCCCCCCCCCCGCUUCCCUUCUGGUGUCUCUUGGAGUGUGGCUCUCCAUCCCUUAGUUCCGCCACUAGGCUUGCCUGCUCCUUUGCGGCUCCGAAGGAAGGGCUCUCUGCCGCCGCUCAUCACCCUCCUCAGAGUUUGAGGGACAGAGUGGCCUUUGACUGAAAAGUAUUUUUCGUGGAACUAAACGGUUGGAUGUUGAGAGUUUGGCAGCCUCAGUCCAGAGGCGCCUAAAGACAUGUUCUCAGAGCUCAGCACGCCGUGGGUAUAAGAUCUGGAUGAGAGGUCGUACUUUCCUGGCCCGGAACCUUCGGAGUCUGCCCUGCAAGUAGAUUUUCCUGUGAUGAGGGAGGGCGAGAGUGAAGGCUGCUGGUGCUACUUCUGUCCCCUUCAGUACAGUACUAUGUUUGUAAUAUUAAGGCAAGAGUGACUAGUGCUUUGACAAGUGUAAUGUAUGAGAUGGACAUGACAGCCUCGUAGCACUGAAAGCCUGACAUUUAUUCCUUAAUGAGGCCUGUGGACCUUACUGCUUUUCUGGAACAACGCAAUUCUGUUUAUGUUUACUUGGAAAACUAGCGUUUUAAAAUGGGUCGCCAUUCAUCAGACACUGAAGAAGAGAGUAGAAGCAAAAGAAAAAAGAAACACUGUAGGAGGUCGUCUUCAAGCAGUUCUUCUGAUAGUAGAACUUACAGCCGUAAGAAAUCAGGAAGGAAGUCAAGGUCAUGGUCUCGAGAUCACCAACCCCGUUCACAUUCAUAUGAAAAGAGGCGCAGGCAAAGAUCUAGCAGCAGCUCGUCAUAUGGAUCCAAGAGAAAACAAAGUCGCAGCCGAUCUAGAGGGCAUGGAAAAUCAUAUCGAUCUCAGAGAUCAAGAUCAAAGAGCAGAACAAGGAGGUCACAUUCCAGACCUCACCAGCGUUCUUACAGUCGAAGUAGUGAAAGGAUCAGUCACAGAACCCGUAGCAGAUCACGUGACAAAGAAAGGCGUAAAGGGAGAGAGAAAGAGAAAGCAAGAGAGAAAGAGAAGGCCAGAGGGAAAGAGAAGGAUCAUUACACCAAAAGUGGGGAUGCUGGAAACAUCAAAGCUGGAUUAGAACAUCUGUCUGCUGCUGAACAAGCCAAAGCUAGAUUACAGUUGGUUCUUGAAGCUGCUGCUAAAGCUGAUGAAGCAUUAAAAGCUAAAGAGAGAAGUGAAGAAGAAGCAAAAAAGAAAAAGGAAGAAGACCAAACUAGCCUUGUAGAGCAAGUGAAACGAGUACGAGAAAUUGAAGCAAUUGAAAGUGACUCCUUUGUUCCACAAACAUUCAGAUCAAGCAAAGAAGUCAAAAAGGCAACAGAAUCUGCUGAAGUCAAGAGUGAACCUGCAACCCUAGAAGUGGGGGAUAUUGGUCAAAUCAUUACUGAAAAAGAAACAGUAACUGGAAUUAUUCCUACUACAAUCAAAUACCAAGAUGAGAACUCGCUUGCACAUCCCAAUCUGUUUGUUGACAAGGAAGAAGCAGAAGAAAGAUGGUUCCGGAGGUUGAUUGCUCUUCGACAAGAAAGGCUAAUGGGCAGUCCUGUAGCUUAAAUAGAUUAAACAGCCUGCAGAAUUUCAGUUCUUUGAUGCUGUCAAAUUCCAGUAGUAAAAUUGGAUGUGUGCCCACAUUAAUUCGGUCUGUGAGAAAAGGAACAUUUUAACCUGCCCUCUGUUUGAGACCAGAAUUGCUUUAAUUCAGCAUUCUAAUGACAUGACUGUGUUAUUUGAAUUGCCUGAUGUGGCUUCAUAGACAAAAUGAAGGUAUGUUGGAGGGAAAAAAAUGGAGGAACAAUCUCUUGAAGUAUAUCUAAGAUAUCUUGCUGUACUCCUCAAUGGAAUUCUGACUUAUUAGAAAGAACUUGUAAAGCUUGUUUUUUCAACCCAUUUUCCUAGGGUUAACAACUGUAACACAGUUUCUUUAUAACUCUCUCAACAGAAGGAAGCAAGUCUAAGUUUUUCCUGUCUUUGAUACUGUUAUUAUUAAAAUUUAAUCAUAUA
Messenger RNA from Pogona vitticeps (central bearded dragon), 2379 nucleotides. The record is from RefSeq and is a predicted model, not a curated record. Lineage: Eukaryota; Metazoa; Chordata; Lepidosauria; Squamata; Agamidae.